Molecule: messenger RNA, 1252 nt
Organism: Mollisia scopiformis
Lineage: Eukaryota; Fungi; Ascomycota; Leotiomycetes; Helotiales; Mollisiaceae
Exons: 2
Coding region: 313-960 (215 amino acids)
Source: RefSeq, a predicted model, not a curated record
AUCUCAAGCCUCAAAACCCAAGCUCCACCUCUCUCCACGCUGCUGCAGCUCUACUUCCUGCCACUUAGUUAUUACUGACUCAGAGUAUGCGCAAGCUUUAUCCCUCCUGAUUUGCCAUUAUUCUUGAGUUUUGCGAUUGGUGUUGCAUUGCCUUUAUUGGAGCAGUUGAAGCUUGUCAUACUUCGUUGUCGCACAGCUGCAUAGCAAGCAAACAUCAAAGCUAGAAUCCAGCCUCCAUCUUGGCUUGAGCUUCAAGCUCACAAGUCCUUCCCUCGAACUUCCCACAGCACGUUCCGAAGUAUUCUUAUCAAGAUGGGUUGGUUCGAUGGCUCCUCAGCAGUAGGCUCAUCAUCCUCACAUCGCGACUCGUCACAUCAUCGCAAAUCUUCUUCCGGUGGGAAACACCAUUCGAGCUCACGCUCCCACUCCCACCAUGAGCCCCGCGCAUCCUCAAUCUUCGGGCUGGGAGACCCAAAACACAAUUCCUCGCGCUCGAUAUUUGGGAGUGGGGAUCACAAGCAUAACUCCAGUCGCUCAUCAUUUUUUGGCUUCGGUGGCCAUAGAUCCAGCUCAAGCGCAUACAAACGCUCACCUCGCGGAGGCUACUUGAAGCGCAUUUACUCCCAACUCCGCCGCCUUCUCCGCGACCUAAUGUACUACAUGAAGAAACACCCCAUGAAAGUCUUCAUGCUGGUAUUAAUGCCUCUCAUAACCGGCGGGGCUCUGACAGGUCUGCUUGCGAAAUUCGGUAUCAGAUUACCUGGCGGUAUGGAGAAGAUGUUUGGUGGAAAACCACAGGGAGGAAUGGGGAUAGGUGGCAAUGGAAGAGGUGGGAUGCAGUGGGAACGCACACAUGUUGAGGGACAUGGAAGUGGGGGUGCCUUGGAAGGACUAGGCAAAGUUGUUGGUGGCAUGGGAGGCAUUGGAGGUGCAAUGAGUUUGGCGAAAAUGUUCAUGUGAUUGGACAUCUAAAAGUCUGGAUAUGAAAAGCUUGGGACGAUCAAGAUUGAAUGAGAGAUGUGAAUGAGAGGCGUUUGGAGUAUGUGGAUACCAGGUUCAGUCCGAAGAUUGAUAAGUAGGAUAGGGAGGCUUUUCUCUUCAUAUACUUACCUGCCUUUCAAAUAUGUAGAUUGGUUUGGAACAUAUAGAUGUAUGGAAACUUUUCCUCGGUAUGGACAAUGUAGUAGUGAUAUCGAUUCAGCAAGGCUCGGACUUUAGUGUCUCAUACCAAAGCUAAUUUCAUCAAUUUUCA